Molecule: messenger RNA, 1228 nt
Organism: Capsicum annuum
Lineage: Eukaryota; Viridiplantae; Streptophyta; Magnoliopsida; Solanales; Solanaceae
Product: receptor kinase-like protein Xa21
Exons: 2
Coding region: 1-1086 (361 amino acids)
Biological process (GO): protein phosphorylation
Molecular function (GO): ATP binding; protein kinase activity
Source: RefSeq, a predicted model, not a curated record
AUGCACAUUUUGGAGGUUAUCAAUAAUACUGGACAGCAAUCAAAUUCUAAGGAGUUUGUGCUGAAAAUUGUUAUUCCAGUGGUUACUUCAUCCUUUCUGAUAUUCUUGUUAGUUUCAGUUUGGAUAAUGAAAUGUAAGAAGAAACGAAAGUCUACAGAUGUUGAAAUAGUACCAGAGGUCGGGACCUAUCAAUUGAUUUCUUAUCAUGAGAUUCAACGAGCAACAAAUAAUUUUGGUGGAUCAAAUUUAAUUGGUGAGGGAAGCUCUGGCUUUGUAUACAAAGGCACAUUAUCUAGCGGAACUGUGGUGGCUAUAAAGGUUUUGGAUUUGAAAAAAGAGCAAGUAUGCAAGAGGUUUGAUACUGAAUGUGAAGUGAUGAGAAAUGUUAGGCACAGAAAUCUUGUGUCUGUGAUCACUACUUGUUCUAGUGACUAUAUAAGAGCCUUUGUUCUGCAAUAUAUGUCUAAUGGGAGCCUUGAGAAUUGGUUGUACAGAGAAGAUUGCCAAUUGAACCUUCUUCAAAGAGUAACAGUAAUGUUUGAUGCGGCUAUGGGAAUUGAAUAUCUACAUCAUGGUUAUAUCACUCCAAUAGUUCAUUGUGACCUAAAGCCAGCCAACAUUCUUUUGGAUGACGAUAUGAUGGCUCAUGUUGGUGAUUUUGGAAUCUCCAAAAUUUUAGCUGUGAGCAAGUCCAUGGCAUAUACUGUGACAUUGGGCACUCUUGGUUACAUCGCACCAGAAUAUGGCUUGGAGGGAAUAGUGUCCACUAGUGGUGAUGUUUAUAGUUACGGCAUCAUGUUGAUGGAGGUUUUGACCAAAAGAAGGCCAACAGAUGAAGAGAUAUGGAAUGAAAAUCGUGAUUUGAGGAAAUGGAUAACACAAUCAAUUUCAGGGUCUAUGGUGGAUGUUAUAGAUGACAAACUUUUUCCUGAGGAAGAAAAAAUCACUUCUAAAAGUGAAAUCUGCAUAGCCUCAAUGAUAGAAUUGGCUUUAGACUGCACAAAGGAAACGCCAGAAUCAAGAAUAACCAUGGAAGAUGUAGUCAAGAGGCUUAACAAAAUCAAGAACGCAUUUUUGGAAAUAUAGAUGUUAGCAUCUCUUUCGCGUAGUGUUUUUGAUCAGUUGAGUACACAGUUCGUCUAUUAAUCUGCUCAGUUGUUCCUCUUUUAGUUUUCACAAAUGCACUCCUACAAUAACUCUGUCUAUAAUCAAGUAUCCUACCUGUGAA